AUGACGGCCGUCACUACUCGACGCGAUGAGAACGGAGGUUUCCUCGCUCCGUGGACGUGGGGAGUGUCCAGACCCCCAGGCAUCACACCGCGCCUUGUCGGUCCACACUUUUGUACAUUCUGUUCCUCGGUUGUGUUCCGUGACGGCGGACGGUCACGGAGGAGUUCCUGCGUGUAUCCAUCGGUGAGAGGUGACCGUGAGCCGCUCAUUACUGCCGGCAGCGAACUACUGCUGAGGCCUCGGGCAAAGAGAAGGCUGGAGCUGGAGGCUGGUGAUCUGCUGGACCCUCAGGAUGGUGGCAGGACCACCAAAGACAAGAAGCCCAUGGCCUCUGUGACCCACACAGGAGGAAAACCUCCUGCCCCCAAUCCCGUAGCACGCAAGUCACUUUUCGAGAGGUCGCGCUGUGACACCUCACUGGGUUUGCUGACGCAGGGGUUCGCAGAGCUGCUGAACCGCUCCGCUGACGGAGUGUUGGACCUAAACGUCGUCGCCCGGGAGCUCAACGCCCCGAAGAGACGCGUCUACGAUGUCACCAACGUCCUGGAGGGGGUCAAGCUCCUCAGAAAGAAGUCUAAGAACACCAUCCAGUGGUUGGGCGGACAGAUGGCCGGCACUGCAGAUCAAGAGCUGAACAGUCUCACCGAGGAGGAGAAGUACCUGGACGAGCUGAUUCAGUGUUGUACCCGGCAGAUCCACCAGCUGUGCGAGGACCGCUGCAGCCAGAGAUAUGCGUAUUUGACUUACGAGGACGUCCAUAAGAUCAACAGUUUAAAAGAACAGACUGUGAUCGUGAUCAAAGCUCCCGCAGAGACUAAACUUGAGGUGCCGCAUCCAGAGGAGAGCCUCCAGGUCCACCUCAGGAGCACCCAGGGGCCCAUUGAAGUGUUCCUCUGCUCCGAUGACCCCGUCCCUAUGGAAGUCAUGGACAGCUCGGCGGCCAGUGAUGCAAACGGCAGCCACUUAAACUGGACCACCAGUGGGAUCGGCUCAGUCCCGGGUUCAGCUUUAUCGUCCUUCACUCCAGUGUCUUCCAAAGACGUCGCUAACAAUAGUUGCGGAAUCAAUAAUUCCUCCAAACCGCUGCCUGAGCAGACACAGCACUCCUCACCGGUUACUUUCACUUCGGUUUCCCCCACACUCACCUCACCCUCCUCUGAAGACCAGCACAGUUUUGUCACCCUCACUCCAUCUCUGGCCCUCUCUCCUGACGGGGAGCAAUACCUCCUGAGCCUGGCGGAGGACGUGGGCAUCACUGACCUCUUUUCUUCUGUCGACUUGGACCAAUCGCCAGUGGAUAUGCCCCUUGUCUGAGCAGCUUUUUUUUUGGAAAUACAGUAAUUUUAAAAGAAAUCUUCACACAAAAUAGGAUACCGGGGAGAUACAGUACAAAAGAACUAAGGGCUGACUUGAAUGGGAGUUGUUUUUUUUGUUUUUUUUCUAUAUUUGCAUUUGCCUUACCGGGAUUUACGGACUCCAAGGAAUGCGGAGGAAGUUGUAGCUUGGAAGCGUCAAAUCGGAGCUGUCUUGGAGUUGGCAUGUAAUUCCAGUCCAAGCCAGUCUUCUUAUGGCCUCGUUUUUUUUUUUUCUCUUUUGGACUGGGGCUGAUGUGUGCUGUUGGAUGAAGCAUUUUGAUUCAGACCUUUAAUGUGUUACAUGUCUGAGAGACCUUAUUGAGUAUCUCUAUCCAAAGUAUUAACACAAGACUGAAUCAUAACCCGGUGGUGUUGUUUCAGUUAUGGGAUGAUGCGGAUCACUUUUGUACUUCGAUCAGGAAGCUACCAUUCAACGUAGUAGCACAGAGCCGGAAGAGUAAACAUUUAAAGGUGUUCAUUAAAGGCUUGUCAAGAGUCGUCCACCAGACUUUUGCUGCUCGUGUUGGACUUUUGGGAUGCGGAUGUGACGUUUGUGCAUGACUGUAUGGUUACUAAUGCUGUGGUUUAUUGCUGAUUUGUAGUUUUGUAUCUUAGUUUCCCACUCAGCUGUUCCAAGAUACAGAAUCAUAUUCUGAGCCUCCUUCCAGAGAGUUAGUUGCUCAUCACCUUGAACUGAUAUGCAAAUAACCCACAUGUCUUGUGUUGCCACUCCUACGAGGAAUGCACCAAUCCCAAGUUUUUUCCAUUCCUGGCACCAAUUCCAAUACCUCAACUCGGUGUGUUGCCUGAUACUGAGUACCGAUCCGAUACCCAGUGUUUCUUCAGAUGUACGUCACGGUGUGGAAUUCAUUGGAAUCAUCUUCAUGUAAAGUUACCCAAAGUGGUGGAAUAAUGGUGGAAUAAAUGGAACAGUUAAUGGGUACACCUUGUUUUAUAACAAAGACACUGUUGCUCACGUCAGGGGCCAAUGACCAUUAGGAUACACAAAAGUGUUGGAUUGGUGCAUUCCUGUCUGCUACCUAAGUCAAAUUACAGCUCGGUCUCCAUCUGAACCUGUGUGCUUUAUAGUUUCCUCAGGGCUCUAGUAAGUUUCACUAGAGGUGCAAUUUUAUAUAUUAAAGCCUGAUUCAUACACAAUA
Molecule: messenger RNA, 2515 nt
Organism: Stegastes partitus (bicolor damselfish)
Lineage: Eukaryota; Metazoa; Chordata; Actinopteri; Pomacentridae
Product: transcription factor E2F3-like
Exons: 8
Coding region: 1-1314 (437 amino acids)
Biological process (GO): regulation of transcription by RNA polymerase II
Cellular component (GO): RNA polymerase II transcription regulator complex
Molecular function (GO): protein dimerization activity; DNA-binding transcription factor activity, RNA polymerase II-specific; RNA polymerase II cis-regulatory region sequence-specific DNA binding
Source: RefSeq, a predicted model, not a curated record